AUGGUAAUCCUGGAGGACAUCGACAAAUUCUCGGCCAAGAAGAAGUCCGAGCUGUACAAGAAACUGAACGCUUUGCGCGAGAAAAGCGGCUACAACAUCACCCAGACGAACGGGCAGCGCGUCUACGCCCCGGCGCCGUCGAGCGGCGUCCCGGCGCCGCCGCGCGGCUGCGAGAUCUUCGUCGGCAAGCUGUCCAAGUACAUCUUCGAGGACGAGCUGGUGCCGCUGUUCGAGCGCGUCGGGCCGCUCUACAAGUUCCGCAUGAUGCUGGACUUCUCGGAGCGGAGCCGCGGCUACGCGUUCGCCACCUACUUCACGGUGGAGCACGCCGAGCGGGCCAUCGCCGAGCUCAACAACCACCAGAUCAGGCCGAAUUUGUUCAUCGGGGUGUACAAGUCGGUGGAUAAUUGCAGAUUGUUCGUCGGGAAUAUACCGUAUGAGGUCGGCAGGGACGAGGUGUUUGAUAAAUUGACUUCACUUGUACAGGGCGUCUCGGACAUAAUAAUGUUCUACGACAUCCAGAAGCCGGGAUUGAAUCGAGGAUUCGUGUUCGUGGAAUUCGAAAGCCACCGGUACGCGGCGAUGGCGCGCCGGCAGUUUUCGCCGAAUAAUUUGCAAAUUUGGGGCAAAAGUUUGUACGUCGAUUGGGCCGAUCCGCUGCCCAACGUUAAUCCCGAUAUCAUGGCCAAGGUGACCGUGUUGUAUUUGAGCAAUUUACCGCCCGAAUUCGACGCCGACGACAUACGAGCGUGCGUUUGCAAGAAAAUCAGCCCGCAAAUGAUCAGAAAAGUGUACAAGAAUUCGUCGUACGCCUUCGUGCAUUUCAACAAUCGCAAUUCGGCGGAAUUCGCUUUGGCCAAACUCCAAGGUUUGUUAAUCACGACAUUUGAUAAGGUGUUCAGAGUCAACGUGGAGUGGUCUCGUCCUCCGAGUUAUAGCAAAAAAUCGCGAUGGGUUAAACCUCCUGAGAAUUUCUGCACUUCGGUUCCUCCGAGUUUGAGAAGAUUGGUCUACAUGAAGAAGACCUCGGCGAGUUUGAAUAAAUCCACGGCGACUUCUUCGAAUGAUACUUCCAACAAUCUUUCGCCCAAGAUGGCAUCAUCCAAGUCUUCUUAUUCGGAAGGAUCUUCGGAUAAUUUCCCCCUGCCGGAGAAUUAUUUCUACAGGAGCGGUGCAUUCGAUUCGAUGGGGUCCAAUGAAAGGAUGAAUUUCCAGCUUCCGGUGCCUUCAUUUCGAAGCGAAUAUGAAUUAUUUUAA
This is a messenger RNA of Phyllotreta striolata, 1257 nucleotides long. Lineage: Eukaryota; Metazoa; Arthropoda; Insecta; Coleoptera; Chrysomelidae. The record is from the annotation of a GenBank genome assembly.